Messenger RNA from Mytilus trossulus (common blue mussel), 879 nucleotides. RefSeq lists its product as uncharacterized. Bases 142 to 879 code for a protein of 245 amino acids. The record is from RefSeq and is a predicted model, not a curated record. NCBI's taxonomy places the organism in Eukaryota, Metazoa, Mollusca, Bivalvia, Mytilida, Mytilidae. The transcript is spliced from 3 exons.
CACAAUGGUAAUAUAAACGAUUUAUAAACAAUUUUCUUAUGUAGACGAGAUGAGCUUCUUAAGUACAGACUUUUUGAAACUUAGAAGAGUUUUUGUAACAAAUACAGUCGAAGAUAUAAUAAAUUUGAAUCCAGCUGAACUAUGACUUCAAAGGAACGAGAGAAUUUCUUACGGAAUGCCAUUUUAGUUGUUGAUCAUUCUAAAGCUGCUCUGGUGUCUUUAGUAGAACUGGAUGUGCAAAAUAAAGGCCAGACGUUUGAACAGUUUGUUAUUACUAAUCAACAUGAAAUAUAUCAUUUAUAUAAUAGUUCAAGAUGUUGUCGAUGCCCAACAGGACAUUUUCCGCCUCGUUCACCUCGUAUACUGCAUCAAUCACAAAUGGAAUUGUUGUUCGACCGAUCGUCAUUAAAGUUACCAUGUCAUAAUUCGGUCAGACGGUCAGAUGACUUCUGUUGCAGCAUUGCUAGGUCAGGUCUAAGUACUGAUGUACUUGACCUAACCUUAGCCAGAUGUUUAUUAGUCAAUUUGUGCAGCGAUGUAUUCUGGUUUAGCUGUCUCCAGUUCCAAUCUAUAACUUUUGAAGAUUUUCUAAACCAAAACAAGCACGAACUGUAUCAUCUCUGGCAGUAUAAUGCACCCUGUUGUCAAUGUCCACCAGGCUACACAUUUCCAACUAACUAUUCAAAGUUGGAUCAAAAUGACUGGAUGAAGAUGUUCAAUGCUGUCCUACUGCCUUGCGCUAACCAUAGAAAGAGACCGAAUCCGGGGAAUACGCAAAGUAUUUGUUCCGUUGCAGCGGCACCUGGUAUAGCAUCAAUAAAUCUAGACCCAUCGUUCUCAUCAGAAACCAGGACUACGGCCAUGCUAAGGAAGGUAUAA